Rangifer tarandus platyrhynchus (Svalbard reindeer) is the source of this 528-nucleotide messenger RNA. NCBI's taxonomy places the organism in Eukaryota, Metazoa, Chordata, Mammalia, Artiodactyla, Cervidae. The record is from the annotation of a GenBank genome assembly.
AUGCUGCCUUCCCUGGGCCUCCCCAGACUGUCCUGGAUGCUGCUCUCCUGCCUGAUGCUCCUGUCUCAGGUCCAAGGAGUAGAUUCCCAGAUGGAACUGCGCUCUGAAAGGAUCAGCUGUCCCAGAGGUUCCACAGCCUAUGGGUCCUCCUGCUAUGUCUUGUAUACUGUAUCCAGAAGCUGGAUGGAUGCAAAUAUUGCCUGCCAGAGGAGACACUCAGGACAUCUUGCGUCUGUGCUCAGUGGGACUGAGGGAUCCUUCCUGGCCUCCUUGGUUAGGAAUAACUUGAGAACCCAAUCAAAUGUCUGGAUUGGGCUCCAUGACCCCACAGAGGGCUUUGAGCCCAAUGCUGGCGGAUGGGAAUGGAGUAGCACUGAUGUGCUCAAUUAUUUUGCCUGGGAGAGAAAUCCUGCCACUGUCUCAAGCCCUGAUCAUUGUGGAAUCCUGUCCAGAACAUCAGGAUAUCUGAAAUGGAAAGAUUAUAACUGUAAUAUGAACUUACCCUAUAUCUGCAAGUUCAAGGGCUAG